AUGGAAAUAUCGAAGUGCUUGCAAGAAGAGAUUCUCACUGUGCAAAACAAACUGAAAAAUGCCAUACGCGAUCAUCAGAUCUGCGUGGGCAAGCUGAAGGAUGACCCCAAUAAUACGGACAUUCUCGGUCAGAUACAAAAGAUUCACGUACACAUCGUGUCUUUGGGAAGAUGCCAGAAACAAGUUGUCCAGCGGCUGCGCAAAGAGGUCGAAACGUUCAAGGCGGAGAACGCGAACGGGGCGAAAGUUUCUAUCGCGUCGCUCCUCGGACUGAACAAUAAUAAUCACAUUACAAACAACAACGAGAGGAAACUUAAGACCACCGGCAAUGACUUCAGUACGAAGAGUUCGAAAGAGGACUACGAGGAAGUCGUUAGAAACGGCGAUGUACCCUCGCCCCCGCAGACGGCAACUAGACGAAGAAAGGAACGUCCCAGUUCCGUGGAAACAAUCUCUGGCGAAGACGAUGUUAUCGAGGUCUCCAUGGACGAAAAUUCCAAUGAAAAAUCUGAGAAGGAAGAGCCGGUGAAAGAGUGCAAACAGGAAUUGACCGAAAAGAUCAAUUUCUUGAGCGCUCUUGGUCUAAUCACGACUUCAACGUGUGCCGAAUUGCAAAACAGAAGGGCCGAGAGAAAGCGUCGUAGUACGGCCAAUCCGCAAUUCGUCUAUUCGAGUCUUGAAGUGCCAACGAAACGAAAACGACAUUCGUACCUGCAAUCCGGAAAUGUUCCUCAAACUCGCCAAACAACCGCACGCAUGAACGGGCCGUCGCCUCCGCCCGUUAAAGUUGCACCACCGAAGUCAACUUCACCGCCGUCGUCAAGGACCGUGAUGAAGUCCUUGAUUCCAGUUCAGAAAACCGCCACGCGACCUAAUAUUCUUAGAAACGUGACCGAAAGUAAAGUUUACACCAAUAAGACCAAGGUUGAAAAUGGACCUAAUCAGAUACAAUUGCCUGUGCCCACUGUGAAAACUGUUCAAUCAAUUGGCAACAAGGCUGUUCACAUACCGGGCUUACCUUCCAGUUUAACUAUUGAAAGAAUCAGUAAUGAUUCCGCAGUCUGUAUAAGCUGUAGGAAUCCAGGUACUCUUACGGUAUGCGAAAAUUGCGCAUCAAAUUAUCACGUAUCCUGUCACUCCAUAUCACCGGCACCGCCAAGGAUAUGUCCUAAAUGUGCCCUAAUAGAAGUGGAAGACAUCGAAGACGUUGAAGAUGGGGAAGAGGAGGAAGACGAAGGACGCGCGGUGUUCAAAAAGGACGAAGAAUUCGCUACAACAUCGCACGCGCCAGGAAUUAUUAGGAAAACAAGAGAAGACGCAGAGAUCUAUAAAACGACUUGUGGACUUCAUAAAGCUGAUGCAGCUCAGAAAAAGCGGGGAUUCUCCAAGGCCAUCGGUAUCAAUCAGCUACCCGCCUCGACCUUCCUCAUCCCAAUCUCUUCAAACAACAUCUCUUCAUCAACCGUCAACCAGUCGGAUGUUGGGUCUUCCACAACAAUCAGCACCGAGCAACGAGAAAACGUGCCCUACUCCUCCAUCGUCCUCAAUCAGCUGCCCCGAUCGAGUAUCGCCUAUGUCGACCGAUCAGAACCUCAAGUCUCCUACGCCUACCAGUUACCAGUCAGUAGUGUGCAGGCAGAAAAGCAUCAGUCAUACCUCAUUGUCAAAAAAAUCACAGAACCAUCUAGAAGGGCAAGUCAGUCUUCCGAUGACCAAAGUCACGGUGCAAUGCUCAACUACAAGCUGCCAACCACAUCAGGUUACAACCCUCGCGUUCAGACGGAAAUCUCUGUCGCCCAGUCCUCUGUGUUCGUCGGUAAGCAGUUGCCCGAUGCCGUCAAUCGUAACCGUAAGAAGCAAACAAACCGCGCAGUACCAGCCCUCAAUCGCAUCAUCGACACCGAGAAUCUCUCCAUCACGACCGAGUAUCAGCUGGAACGAUCGGCAUUCAACGGUCGUAAGUCCCGGGCUAGACAAUCCAGGAACAAACUCGGUAUUAAUCAGCUGCGAUCUACCAGAGCCACAGAAAUCUUACUGCCUACCUACGAUAAUACAGAAUCCGACAAGCAAUUACAAAUCACAAAGUCAACCGAACCAGAGGAAACAGGCGUGUUCAGUGGUCGUCCAAAGUUCCGGCCAAGAACCGGUGGUCUUCUCCACUCAUUGUUCGCAGGCCAUAACAAGUCCUAUAUCGUCACCGAUAAUUCUCGAGAGUCACGAAACGUCGGCACAGUUGACAAAGAUACCGUCGUCGGUCGGCAACAGUUGUAUCAUCAAGACUACCACCUGGAGUCAGUCGAGCGAAACGAGCCUCCGGUCCAAUUGCAGCGUGGUGCCCUCACAAAAUUCUUCGAGCACGUGAAAUUGGAAGAAGCGCAUAUACCAGCGCCACUUAGAGCAAAGCUAGUAUACAAAACCGGUAAUGCUUCCGAAAAAAAUGACCUGGAUAUCAACGAAGUCACGGACGAGGAUACGAAUAGCAACAUUUAUGUUAGCAAAGCAUCCUUGUCGUCCGGUACCUUUGAUGAUGAUUAUAAUGAUUGUGAGAUCAAACAGACCAGUUGGCUCGCAAAUAGAAUUGCGAUGAAAAAGAAUCAAAAGAACAAUAAUGGAAGUAAGGGGAUGAAUUCGUUUGAUUCUAUUCCCAGUUCGAUAACAAGGACGGCCGAUAUUAUUACGUAUGAACGUAAACGACCUACCCCGUCCGUGAGGUACUCGCACGCGAUAUGCGAACCCGACGACGAUGAGGAAAUCACAUUGACUGGAACAUUUCAAGCUGAUAUGACUUAUCCGAGGCGCAUCACUUCUCUUACGGAAAUUGUAUCGGACAAUCGGAGGGAUCGGCAAGAUUCGGCGUCCCUAUGUAACGCACAGAGCAAUUUCUUGGAGCUUCGCAACGAGGUCUCAGUUCCUGAUGAUAAGGCUGACACCGAGAGACAAGACUUAUCCAGUGGCAGACGUUCAACCAGCAGCAGCGGUAGCAGCACUAGCGACAGCGACACUCCGGAACAAGCGAUGAACGACACUAUCAAGUAUUCACGGCGACGAUUGUCCGGAAACGAGUACAAGGAACGUUUGGGCAUUAAUGCUGUAUCUCCGGAAAGCAUGCAGGUGCUCGAACAGUUUGAGUCGGCUAUGCUGGAAACUGAUUGUAGCAAUGCUGCCACUUGCUAG
Dufourea novaeangliae is the source of this 3174-nucleotide messenger RNA. RefSeq lists its product as uncharacterized. NCBI's taxonomy places the organism in Eukaryota, Metazoa, Arthropoda, Insecta, Hymenoptera, Halictidae. The transcript has 8 exons. The coding region runs from base 1 to 3174 and encodes 1057 amino acids. The record is from RefSeq and is a predicted model, not a curated record.